Paramecium pentaurelia is the source of this 1379-nucleotide messenger RNA. The record is from the annotation of a GenBank genome assembly. Lineage: Eukaryota; Ciliophora; Oligohymenophorea; Peniculida; Parameciidae.
AUGUUUAAACAUGCUGGCACUUCUGAAAAUAAAGCUCUUAUCGAAGUCAAUAUCCAUCAACUUAAUAUCAAUAUAACUGUUCCUAAUUGUGAAGUUAUGAUUGUGUUUCAAAGAGGAGAUAGAAAAGCUCAAACAUAACCAAUUCAAUUACUAAACAAAUGUGCCAAAAUUGAUCAAAUCCUAAGAGUCCCAGCUACUCUAUAUUAUGAUGUCAAAUAAAAAGAGUAUCAAAAGAAAAUGGGUACCUUAAUUGUCCUCAUCAAAUAUGAAAAAGGUAUGAAGAAUGCAGGUCAAAUUGAUAUUGAUUUCUCCUCAUAUCUAAAUUAAAAAAAGGGAAAGAUUGAUGAGAUCUCUCCUUUAUCUAAAUGUCCUGAUCCCAAUGCAACACUUUCAUAUACAAUCAAUUUCUUGAGUUAAGAUCAAAGAUCUAAAACUCCAGAAGCUAACAUUAAUAAUAGUAUUCAAAUCAUUAAAAACAGUUAGGGAAGAUCAAUCCAAAGCUUAAAUUACAUAAUUAGACUAGCAAAAUAAGUAAAUGAAAGAAGACAAUAUUCGAUUAUAAGAAGAAGUUGAACAUUUAAGAACUUAAAAUAAAUAAUAAUAGAUCUACAUACAAUAAUUAUUAAAUUAAACAAAAUAAUUCUAAGAAACAUAACUCAAUUAAAAUUAAUCUAAAUCCAAUUCAGAAACUUCAACAACAUAACCUGAAGAUUGUCAGAAAUGCUUACAAUUUUAAUUAGAAUUAGGUAAUAUAAUAUAUUUAUAUUAUAGAAUAAUUAAAAAAAUAAAAAAAAACAAAACCACUUAAUUGUGAUAAAUGUAUAAAUUUAGAAUAGUAAAUUGAAUAAAUAAAAAAGUAAUACUCUUAAGGAUAAAAGUAAGAAAAUAAUGAUUAAAAAUUUGAAUUAUUAAAUUAAGCUAACACUGAUUUAAAAGAAUAAUUAUAUGAACUUGAAUAAUAAGCAGCUAGAAUUAGAAAGGAAAAUUAAGAUCUUAAAAAUAAAUUAACUAUUUAAAAUCAAUAAUUAAUUGAUUGCAGAGAAAGAAUCUAAGAACUUGAAAAUGAUGAUGAAAGUGAUAAACGUAUAUUAGAAUACCAAAAAUUAAUUGAAAAAUCAAAUGAUGAUCUUCUAGAUAUCUAAUAAAAAUUAUUUUCUUUUUAAACUGAAUGCGAUUAAUUAUAAAGAGAAAAGAAUGAAUAUGAGUAAUAAUUAGAGAUUUUAUCUAAAAAAUAUGAUACAUUAGGUAUCUAUCUUAUUAAUUACAUAGAAUUAUAAUUAUUUUAAUAAAAAUAAAGAUUUGCUAAUGCUAUGCAUACUUUCCUUAGUUUAGGGGAUACAAAUGCAAUUGAAGUACUUGAAAAAUUUAGUGGUGAUUGA